GCAGCGCACGCCGCACAGAGGCUCGAGCUCAACACUUUCCGCCGGGCAGGCGGGCGGGAACAACUAAAAGCCUCAAAUCAGGUGGCCACAGCGUCUCCGUCACCUAGCAACCACCCGAACUGUCACCGGCCUCACAAGCCACGCCUCUUUAUGGAAUAACAUCGUUUCACAUUGGCUAUCUCUGCACGUUCCACCAACCAAGGGAAAGAUUGUUGGAUGGUGCGGAAGCGGCACACACAGAGAGAGGAGGAGGCGGGCUGCGCUGGUGCUGCUGCUGUAUGCUCUGUAUGAAUAGAGAAUCAUGUCGGCGAGAAGGAAUAUCGGAGACCCCGAGAUUCUAAAGAAAAGAAUUCCUCAGAACCCAAAGUACCAACAUGUCAAAACCCGACUUGAUACAGGUAACAGCAUGACCAAGUAUUUGGAAAAGAUUGAAGAGAUUAAGAGAAAUUACAGGUAUAAAAAAGAUGAAAUUUUCAAGCGGAUAAAAGUUACCACCUUUGCUCAGCUGGUUCUACAAGUGGCAUCCAUAUCAGAUGAAAGUGAUGCUGAUGAAAUUACUAAUGAGGAGCUGCGGAGACUAGAAGACAGUAAUUCUGUAAUGUCAGAGACGGAUACAGAGCUUGUGACAGAGCGACCCAGUAGCAAAGAAAGCAUUUGUAGUGUCCCAUUAAGUCCAGUCGACCUAAUUGACAAUGUAGGAAUUGGGGAAUCUGUGAAUUCUGCACGAUCUACUCUGCAAAGUGUAAUUAGUGGAGUAGGAGAAUUGGACCUGGAUAAUGAUCCAAAGAAAAAAUGUGAAAAAAAAACAAGCUCAAGAUCCCUAGACAAGCCCUACGCAGACUGCCCAUUUCUUCUCCUCGAUGUCCGUGACCGCGACUGCUACGAUCAGUGCCAUAUUAUUGGAGCUUCCAACUACCCCACUGCAAUGCUCGCCAGAACCAUGAAUCCUUUCACACAGCAAAUCUUGGAUUUUAAAAAUGCACAUGGUAAAAUUAUUAUCUUGUAUGAUGAAGAUGAGCGGAUAGCAAGCCAAGCAGCCACAACCAUGUGUGAGAGAGGAUUUGAAAAUGUAUUUAUGCUUUCUGGAGGUCUGAAAGUCAUAGCUCAAAAAUUCCCAGACGGCCUUACAACUGGUUCAUUCCCAGUCACCUGUCUGCCACAGCCAGCUCAGUCCACGUCUGCCCGCAAACGAAUCACUCCAAGAGAACCCGUUGUUCCUGCCGAAAGCAGGUGUGUGUUUUCUAGCCAAGACUUGGAAAGAAUAGAGCAACACCUGGAGAAAAUGCUCAUGCCAACAGAUACUGCCAGUCGUCUCAGCCGUGUGUCUACUGGGAGAUUGGAUUCGAAAUCGGCCAACUCAAGAAACAGCCAGGUUCCAUCUUCUGCCAGUUCCCGAUCUGGCCGCAGCAUCAGCCCACAAUCCAGACCAUGGAAAUAAAUACUGAAUGCUCUCUGUAAUAAACACUCAUUCACCCCA
This is a messenger RNA of Pseudophryne corroboree (corroboree frog), 1477 nucleotides long. It is a transcript of the gene CEP41, whose product is annotated as centrosomal protein 41. Gene Ontology annotation, biological process: cilium assembly; protein polyglutamylation. Gene Ontology annotation, cellular component: ciliary basal body. The transcript is spliced from 11 exons. The record is from RefSeq and is a predicted model, not a curated record. NCBI's taxonomy places the organism in Eukaryota, Metazoa, Chordata, Amphibia, Anura, Myobatrachidae. The coding region runs from base 302 to 1438 and encodes 378 amino acids.